Penicillium canescens is the source of this 480-nucleotide messenger RNA. RefSeq lists its product as uncharacterized. The transcript is spliced from 3 exons. The record is from RefSeq and is a predicted model, not a curated record. Bases 1 to 480 code for a protein of 159 amino acids. NCBI's taxonomy places the organism in Eukaryota, Fungi, Ascomycota, Eurotiomycetes, Eurotiales, Aspergillaceae.
AUGGUCAAGAUUUUCAAUCUACUUUUUCUGUGUGGUGCUCUGCUCGUUGUCAAAAUCACCCCUUCGUAUGCUCAGGGUUUGAUAGUUCAGAGGUCUGGGGUCGCUGGUGCUCGCUUUGGCCAAGGCUCAGGCUCUCGAAGCGGGCUCGGUCGUGGCUGCUGUUGCUACGAAGAGCCAGAGCCCCCUACUGUUCCAGAGCGCAAAAUCUGUGAAAACGACACGCAACUGGAUGAGCAGCAGACCAUUACUUCUGGCGGCAGAACCUACAGGAUUUGGUGCAACGCGAUCAAGCACGGCGAGAACGACUUGGGAUAUGACAUCGCCGUCAAGAGCAUUGAUGAGUGUAUCGAACUGUGUAACAAGAAGGCGACGUGUGUUCGUGCCAUAACGACCAAAGAUGAAACUAUAUGCUACCUCCGCUCCCAUGGCAACAACCUGAUUCCUGAUUCAUCGGGAUAUAUUAGCGCCCAUUUGGAGUAG